Messenger RNA from Myxocyprinus asiaticus (Chinese sucker), 1901 nucleotides. Its product is annotated as transmembrane protein 74-like. The record is from RefSeq and is a predicted model, not a curated record. Lineage: Eukaryota; Metazoa; Chordata; Actinopteri; Cypriniformes; Catostomidae. The transcript is spliced from 2 exons. The coding region runs from base 127 to 987 and encodes 286 amino acids.
AUCAGGAUGAACCUCUCAUUUAAUUAGCGGAGCACGGAGAAGCCAGGAAUGCCAGCGAAACGGUGCAGAGAGAAGGGAUGCAAUAGCAUACACGCUAUGAGAUGAACGUACGAAAAUAAGGUUCAAAUGGCCGAUCUUAAAGUCCUUUUCUGCGGUCAGGAUGUUGUUCAGACUGACCACAGGGACAUCGACUGGUCCCUUAAAGAUCAGCAAAGCCAUCACUCAAUGUGCACGGAUGAAAGAGCUCUUUCCAAUGAAGAGUGCUGCCAGGCGUGUCUGGAGGAGAAUGUUAAUGAAGAGAAGGGCGUUUCAGAACCAUGGACAGCGACUCUGGCGAUUGGACGACUCCGCAAACUGAAUGAAUGGGGAUUUGAUGAAGAGGUUGAGAUAUGUUACGACGAGGAGUUUGAAACCGAAUUUCCUGGUGUGACUGACGUUUCUGACCAAAAGGACAAUCAGCUGUUAGCAGACGAGACCAACUACGACAACUUCAGUUGGAGUUCGUCUAGAGAUCUCCAAGAUGUCCCAGAGUGUUCCUUGCUGCCGGUUGACGAUUUCAUGGUGGAUUCAUCGGAAAAGUCAGUGGAUUAUGGAUUUAUAGGUGCUGUUACUUUUUUAGUUACGGGCAUAUCCUUGGUUGUGAUCUCCUACACGGUCCCACAUGAUGUCAAAGUGAAUCCUGACACUGUAUCUGCCCGAGAGAUGGAACACUUGGAGCGAGAGAAUGCCCGGGUGGGUGCUCACCUGGACAGGUGUGUGAUUGCAGGGUUGUGCCUCCUUACACUUGGAGGUGUGGUGCUAUCAACCUUGCUCAUGAUUUCCAUGUAUAAAGGAGAGAUGUUUAGGAGACAAGCUUUUGCUUACUCCAAACACCAAGCCAGACUUUACGGCUCUAUCAAUUUUAGGGGUGGCGGAAGCCCGACUGGUGCCCCUUCACUUUUGUCCCUGGAUGAAGACGAAGGUCCUGUUGAAAAAGAAGAAAUUUGAACUAACAAGGCUGAAUUGCUCCUUUCCAAGCUGUGGUGUGGGCCAGUUAUCGUUUCUCAUUUUCCAAGCUCAACUAAAACAAUCUCUUGUCAGUUCUUCAAGUACAAAACAGAAAUACUGUGAUUAAAGGUGAUACACUGUAAAAAUGAGUUAAUAUCUGAAUCUACUGAUUUUAUUCAAGUCAACACAUUUUAAUAUGACUGAAUUAAGCAUACUGUAUUGGGUUCCACCAAAGAAUGUACUUUUGAAGGGUCAGAUCAGGUAGAAAUAGCUCUUGACAAUGCAUAUUUACACAUUUUACAAUACAUUAAAUAGACAAUUAAAGGGAUAGUUCGCGCAAAAAUUUAAAUUCUGUCAUUAUUUACCUUCAUUUACCCUUAUGUUGUUCUAAACCCAUAUUAAUUUCUUUCUUCAUUGAAUCACAAAAGGAGAUGUAAGGUAGAGUGUUAGCCUCAGUCACCAUAAAAUAGAAGUGAAUAGAAAGAAAGACAUAUGGGUGUUGGAAAAACAUGAGGGCGAGUAAAUAAUGAAAGAAUUUUCAUUUGUGGGUGAACUAACCCUUUAAAUAUACAUUUAAGAAAAUGUAACACAAAAAUAACAACAUAUCUGAGUCCUGCUUAUGUGAACAAUGUGUUUGUGUGAGUUUGAGCAUUUUCCAAAGCAUAUGUUGUUGUAAAUAUACAGCAUGCUUUACAAGUGCAGUUGCAUAAGCAUCUUCUUUGGUGUGAUUAAUUUCUUUGGUUGUGGGUUUUACUUUUGUCAGCCAGACGGCAUGCAACUAACUUGCCAUGUGCGCAUUUGUGUUUUACUUACAAGUCAGUUGUCACAUUGGAAAAGUAAAAAAGUGUUUUCUUUUUUUUUUUUUUGCUUGGCAGUCUAUGAUUGUAAAAGCUGAGUUAAUCACCAGUCAUCGU